This is a messenger RNA of Pieris macdunnoughi, 1665 nucleotides long. The record is from the annotation of a GenBank genome assembly. NCBI's taxonomy places the organism in Eukaryota, Metazoa, Arthropoda, Insecta, Lepidoptera, Pieridae.
AUGAAAAUAUUUAGUUUCCUGUCGCGUUUUAUUCCUAACCGUAUUAUAAGUAUAAAUAAAUCCAAAAUGGAUAUUCUUCGUCAAUUUCAAAGUAUACCGUGGUGCAAACCAGACUGGUGCUAUCCAAGUAUGGGUAAAGAGAUGAAUGAUUUACUCAAACAGUGCAUUGAUUUGCCUCAAAUAAAAGUAAAUGAUGAUGUUGAUCAAAUAAUACAGAAAAGCCAGUCAUUUCCCAUACCAUUUCCAGUUAAUAAAACCAGAUUAGAACCAUUGAGGGAAAGAAAACCAAUUGAGAGGUUAAAAAGAAACAUUGUGUCAACAUAUCCAAUAAUUCAUGAACGAGUUCUGUUAUUGAUCACUCAUUUUCUUAUCUAUAAGAGGGAAUUUGGAUCUUCUAUAGAAAAAACAUUGUAUUGUAAUAUGACAGUGCCUGAGUUUAUUGAUAGACUGUUAAAGAAGCGCGCCGUUACAUUUAUGACUAAAAAGGACACAUAUAAACUGUUGACGGGAGAGACUGGAAACGGUGGUUGGGAACAAGUAGGUACACUGCAGCAAAAGCCACCGCUAGAGUUAGAGAACUGUUUGAGUUAUGAUGAAAUUAAAUUAAGUGCAAUGGUCUACGUUAGUGGAUACACAGAGUGUAUCAAUGAUGGGAAUCGGUACAAUCAGGGGAUUAUUAAUGAGAAAAAUGUAGAAGAGGACGCUGUAAUUAUUGGUCUCAUAGGCCCUCGAUUCGAUCGACCAGAAAGAAUGGAGUACGAAGAUAUAUUAAUAACUGAACAGCAGAAUACGUCAGAAAAUGGAUAUGGUGAAGAGGUGACACCGACGACUUGUCUCAACGUACUUAAAACAACAUAUGUGAAGAACAACCAGUCAGCUAAACAUAUGUGGAGGCAGAUUUGGUCGGAGUUCUAUCAGGUUCACAGCUACACCUACCAGGAGCUGACCUCAUACGUCAAUAUUACAGACAAAGCCGAAGAUAAAAAAUAUCUUGAACGAUAUGUUAAGACAUCUCGGGGUAUUUUUGACAAUGAGGUAUACUACAAGCGGGUCAGUGUGUUAGCCGAGAGCUCCUUGUUUGAGGCCGAAUGGAGAGGUCGAGACGCGGAUCGUAUGGCGUUUUUAAAUGUUAUUGGAUGUGGUCUAGGCGUUUGGAAGAUGAGUCCGCACCAGAAUGACGUUUAUAUUUUGACAUUUUUGGAGCGAAUACGUGCAUUUUUGAAGAAGGAUUUGCUAAAUCACGUCUCAGAUGUCAAUUUUUCAUAUAUUAAACCUAGUAAGCCGAUAUUAGAUCUAUUCAGUAACAAAUCAUCCCCGCGCGAUUCACCAACAGAGAAACGGAUAUUCUUUGAAUGCAAGCGGCAUCCCAGUGGCGGCAUAAAUGUGCAAUUAGAACAGCGUGAGCCAUCCGCCAAGUUGAAAGGCGAACACGAGGGCAAACUGCUGGUUAUGACCUACCCUUGGGAUGGGAAUGCUCAUCCUGGGAACGAAUUCUGGUUAGGCAGCCUACAAGGGUCAGGCGAUCCUGCUGCAGCGUGCUCAACCCAAAUAGCAGAAUUACACAAUGCUCACAUAAAUCCCGCGGUGUCAGGCCUUAACACCCGUGUAGUUGGCAGGCAUGGCUUGAAAACGUUAUCAGAAUAUUGUGCUGACUUAACUACUUAG